This is a messenger RNA of Peronospora matthiolae, 1314 nucleotides long. The record is from the annotation of a GenBank genome assembly. NCBI's taxonomy places the organism in Eukaryota, Oomycota, Peronosporomycetes, Peronosporales, Peronosporaceae.
AUGCGCAUCCACAACCCCGUAACCACGGCGUUAGUCAUUGCGAACAUCAUCCUCGUCGACGGCGCCGCGCUGGAACUAGGCAAUGUAUCGCGCUUGAACACGAGUUCGUCUGGUGCAGACAUCGAACCGAAUUUGCACGAAACACCUGUGGGCAGGUCCGAGAUCGACGAGCAGAGUGAUGAGGAGAGAUCUGGGGUUUUGCAGAUGCUAGAACUCUUCGAAGAAUGGGCUCCGCGACUAACCGAAAUGUUAUCUGGACCGCUGCCCAGUUCAGAGACGAUCGUCAACCGCUUAGAAUCAGAUAAGUGGGUUAAGAUGUUGAAGAAACUCCGACGAUCGUCCACGGAGCACGACGACAAGAUAGUCGAGCAAAUGACACAAGUGGAAACGAUUGAGAACAUGGUGGCUAUUUUCAAUCACCUUCGACAAAAGGGCUUGAUAACUCGUGCUACCUGGUUUCAACGAAGGCUUUUCGAGAAGACCAGCGCGAAGGAGCGAGGGGCAUUCAUACAAGGGUGGUUGCGAGCGGGGAUGGUGCCUGAAGAUGUGCUGGAGAUCGUGGGCUCUUCGAGCAGCGGACGAAUUUUGUGGCUUCAAUUCUCCAAGUUGUACUGGAAAAAGGUGGGUGCCGAUCCUGUUGUAAAAAUUUUGGAACAACUGCGCACGACUUACCCGGAGGAGCAGGGCUUGAAGUUUGGAUUUUACUUUCAAGAGUUGAUGACUUAUUCGGACCUGAAGAUGCUCGCUGAAUCGAUGCGAGACCUCCGUUUCGAAGAAUUGAUAAGUAAGAAUUUCAAACCCGAUGCGUAUUCGCUAUUCGUUGGAGAUGGCAAAAUCGAAGCGAGCAAAAUGCCCGUUGGUAGCAUCCAAAACCACGCUUACAAAGCCUACUCCAAUCAGUUCUAUGUCGAAGCUGCAAAACGCAGAAAAUUUUACGACGGCGAAGUCCGCCGCCUCAUUAGUGACCUCUCAGAGCGACACUACGAAGACGAAGACACCGAACUUUUGAAAAUCCUCAUGGGUUUGUACAGUGGACGUUGGUUUGACGAGAAAGGACAAGCCAGGCUGCACGAAACCCUAAAACUGCUGCUGAAAGAAAAUCGGUGGUUUGACGAGAGCGAAAAACGCUAUCUGAUCGAGCAGAACGGGAAAAUGUUGGAACGGAAUAAAAGCCUCGGGGACUUCGGCCGUCACUUCAAGUCAGGGAUCUCCACGAUCGAGCGUACCCAUCCUGACCACCUACUCCUAUUUUUGGAGAGCGUGCAGAAUCGAAUCCUAAAGUCGCCACAAGUGCAUGCAGACAAUCAUUUGUAG